Molecule: messenger RNA, 286 nt
Organism: Staurois parvus
Lineage: Eukaryota; Metazoa; Chordata; Amphibia; Anura; Ranidae
Source: the annotation of a GenBank genome assembly
AUGAAGUCUGGCUUGCCAGCUGACCUGCUGACAAAUCUGCUGUCAGAUUUCCAGGGUUGACAGCUGAAUUGAAAACAAAGGGGCAGAGAUUGUGGUUGAUACCAGGGGUGGACUGACAACUCAUGGGGCUCCCGGGCAAUAGGGGAUCAUGGGGCCCCUGUGUCCUUGCCCACACUCAAACCACACCCAAAAAACAUAUGAAAGGUACCAGGGGCAUCUGAUGGGGCCCCCUACUGACCAUGGGCACUCGGGCAGUGCCCGAGCACCCGAAUGGUCAGUCCGCCCC